Messenger RNA from Tyto alba (common barn owl), 3411 nucleotides. RefSeq names its product tensin 4 (gene TNS4). The transcript is spliced from 13 exons. Gene Ontology annotation, molecular function: protein binding. Bases 213 to 2399 code for a protein of 728 amino acids. NCBI's taxonomy places the organism in Eukaryota, Metazoa, Chordata, Aves, Strigiformes, Tytonidae. The record is from RefSeq and is a predicted model, not a curated record.
CUCACCCUUGUGCUGAUUUUAGGAGCUCAAGGUGCUGCCGGAGGCGUUGCAGCAAGAGCGGCGCGCAGGAGCGGCGACAAGCAGCCGCAGUCAGAUUCUUCUUCCGCUGGAGACUCUGGAUUGAAGAAGGGGUCUGAGGUCCCUGGUGGAGAAAGGGAGGCGAGGAGGAGGUUUCCCUUGGACUCUAGGCCAUCAAACCAGAAAACCAAACCAUGUCACAGGUCAUACAGAACCACGUGUUGCGUGUUGGACAGACGGUGUGUGUUUCCUCGCAGGAGGGAAGCAAGAGCUUGCACCCAGCGGGGUACCCGGGCUGCUCCGGGUGCUACUACUCAACGGAGGGCUGGGCCGACCCGUCCGCGGUGGUGCACACCAACGCACGCCUGCUUCCCGUGCUCGAGCAUGUGGCGGCUCACGCGCAGGGGAAGGGGCAGCAGGAGACCUCUUUGGAGAGACCCACUGCCCCGCAUCAGCUCAAGGAGGAGGAGGACACCAGCACGGACCCCGAGGUUCACCUGAUGUCUCCUACCUUGGACAUAUCAAUAGAGAGUCUCAACCGGCUGAUCCUGGAAAUCGAUCCGACCUUCCAGCCGCUCGCGUGCAAGCCGGCGAAGGGUGCACUCCAGCCUGCUUCCCGGGGUGACGCUGCUGCCACCGGGAAGCAAGGUCCAGAGGCAAUAGACAUCAAAUACAUAGAGAUGCCAGGCAGAGCCACGUGUCCCGAGCUGCUGCCGCGCUCCCCCAGCCCUUCGGGCACGCCGUUCUCGAGGUCCCCCCAGAACAACGGCUUCCUGCCCCAAAAAGGGGUCCUCAGAGGCAACUACAGCACCAGUGGCAGCGUGGUUUUCUCGAGCCCCCCUGGACCCGCGAGCCCCUGCUUGGGCAGCCUGACCUGCGCGGCCUCCCCGACCCGCAGCAAAGCCUCCGAGGGCAUCGCCGUCCCCCAGCCGCGCGCGGCUGGCCAGACAGACAGCAUCUCCUACGGCCCCGGGGCGCUCGGCACCUCCCCAGGCUUCGACAAUUUUCUGAAGCCGGUGCCCAUGGUGAGGGCCCAGCAGAGGAGCAGCUGGGUGUCCCUGCUCUCCACGAGCCCCGGCUCUGACACCAGUUACAUCCUUGGAAGCAGCACCCACUCGCUCCACAACGACGACUCGGAUGCUCACCCCACUGCCUGCCGCGCCGCUGGCUGCCUGUCCCCUGCCAGCCCCCUGGGCAGCCCCUGCCCACCUUCCCCGAGCAUCAGGUCUCACUCUGGAGAAGCUUUUGGCCUCAGUCCCCACCAGCCUGGGGCAGCCUGCUCCACCAAAGCCAACGCCUCCCCCUCCCAGAAGGGACAGGCCAGCAGCUGCCCCCCCUCCAUCCUCAACUCCGCAGCCGACAUCCCAGUGCUGCUGGUGAACGGGUGCCUGGAACAAGGAGACGUGUCUGCCAGGCUGGCCAAAGUGCCCCCCGCCUCCGCCAAGCAGCCCCCAGCUCCCAGCUGCAGCCCGGCCCCGAGGCUCGGUGGCCUCAACACCGCACUGUCGGCACCAGCGCUCUCCUGCGUCUCAGACAGUCCCCUCAGGGCUGGACAGCCGACCAUGAAGUUUGUGAUGGACACCUCGAAAUACUGGUUCAAGCCGAGCAUAACCAGGGACCAAGCGAUCCAGCUGCUGAAGGACAAGGAGCCAGGCACGUUCGUUGUGCGGGACAGCACGUCGUACCGGGGGUCUUUUGGGCUGGCGAUGAAGGUUUCCGUCUCUCCAUCGGGCAGCCAGACAGGCGACGAGAGCAGUGACCUCGUCCGGCACUUCCUCAUCGAGUCGUCUGCCAAAGGGGUGCACCUGAAAGGAGCCAGCGAGGAGCUGUAUUUCGGGAGCCUCUCUGCCUUCGUGUAUCAGCAUGCCAUCACCCCGCUGGCACUGCCCUGCAAGCUGAGCAUCCCCACCCGGGAUCUUGCUGAUGGAGAAGACGUCCCUGACUGCGCCCCAGAAUCCGCACUGUCGCUGCUGAAGAGAACUGCUGUGUGCAACGUCUUGUACCUCAACUCUGUGAACGUGGAGACGCUGACGGGAGCCCCCGCCAUCCAGAAAGCCAUCUCCUCCACCUUCGAGCUGGAGACGCUGCCCACUCCCACCCUCGUGCACUUCAGGGUGGCCGAGCAGGGGGUGACGCUGACGGACAUCCAGAGGAAGGUGUUUUUCAGGCGACACUACCCCUUGGCUGCCAUCAGGUUUUGCGGGAUGGACCCCGAGAACAGAAAGUGGCAGAAGUACUGCAAGUCUUCGAGAAUCUUUGGGUUCGUGGCCAAAAGCCAGACAGACUCGGAGAACCUCUGUCACCUGUUUGCAGAGUACGACACAGUGCAGCCAGCGUCGCUUGUCAUCGAUGUUCUCUGCAAGCUCCUGCCAGGCCCGUAGAGGACAGAAACCCCGGGACAGCUCAGAGCUGGCGGCUGCCCGCACGCUGCCGAGCUUUUCCUGCUCACCCUUUCCUGCUUCUGGGUUGCAUUUUGGCAACAGCCCGUAUUUAUAUUUUUUUUGUUACGUACCGUCACGUCAAGAGUCUCAGUUAAAGGUUCCGUGCUCUGGUGGGACGAGACGCUCUCCCGAGCCCCGUGGCGGGGCAUCGCGUGGCAGCGGUGCCGGGGCUGCGGGACGGGAGCCGUGCUCCCCUCACCCGGCAGGCACCGGCCGCUUUGCUCUGCAGGACCGAAAUCCUCUGGCUGGGAUUUCUGCUGGCAACGGGGUGCCCAAGCGGAGGUGCGUUCGGUGGAGCUCAGCUCCUGCCUUCGGGGACUCAGCCCUAACCCCCCCCAACGCCGCAGGAGGGGGGGGUCUGAUGCAGGCAGGGGGGGACUCACCUCCCUGAUAACAGACCAGCAUCAGCAGGCAGUUUUGCAAUUCAAAGCGUAUAAAAUCACGGGGCCCUGCUGAAAAAUUCUGCUUCCCUCCAAGAGCAAGAUGCAUCCAAAGGCAGAAAUGUCAGACCAGCCUGUUUCUGCGUGACGCUGGUAAACUCUCCUGCCCUUUUUUGCAAAGCAGGGUUACAGGCUAGCUCAACCUCCAGGCAUCGCGGCAAGCUGAGAAAUAAAUGUUGACAUUUUCAUGACAGUCAAAUGUUGGGUUUUUGGAAAUGGCUUACGAGAAUUUGGGCCAGAUCCUCAGAUGACGUAAAUUGGCGCAGCCCCGUGGAAGUCAGUGCGGCCGUGAUUUACACCAGCUGAAGAUUCAGCUCUUGCUGUAAUGUCAGAGUGGAGUAGGGCAGCUCCGAGCCCACCACAGUCAUCUCCCUUAGCACUCGCUUACCUCGUGCCUCUAUGUUGUUUUAAUUUUGGACCCCGUGCUAACAAACCCCGCUCGGGUGUAUUUUCAAUAAAGCAGAGGACCCUUGAUCUCGCCGCAAGCACUGCAGAGAUGUCAGCGGCUGAAA